This is a messenger RNA of Oikopleura dioica, 501 nucleotides long. NCBI's taxonomy places the organism in Eukaryota, Metazoa, Chordata, Appendicularia, Copelata, Oikopleuridae. The record is from the annotation of a GenBank genome assembly.
AUGGCCUGCGAAUCUGAAAAUUUCUUAUUUUACCUCGAAGAGUCUGAUUCCUUCAUAGAAGUCAACAACAAGGAUGAAGUUUUAGCUACCGAAGAGUUCAGCCCAUUUUCUGGACUAGAGAAAUGGUUGACGGAUGUUCCUUCGAUCAAAGGCCCUAAUAGGCAUGAGUCUUCUGAUGAAGAAGAAGAUUCAUCAGAUGAGCACGAAGAUUCAUCUGCCGAGGAGGAAGAUUCAUCUGACGAAGAAACUGUCAGUUUUGAUGCUCUAGCUCAUGAGCUUAUUCAAUUUUAUCAAAGAUAUGGAAUUGACCAUUACUGGACUCGAUACGGAGCUGUUGGAGCUAGAGGAAAAGGCUGUCGAGGCGGCGGGGAUUUCUGCUUAUUUUUCAAUAAAAAUGGUGCCUUCGUGAAAGCGUACGAAGAGUCAAAGAAGAAAUUCGUUUUCGAUGAGUACGAGCUUGAUAUUCGUCGACAACCAUUCAAAGAUCUCUUUCGGCUUUGA